Molecule: messenger RNA, 2227 nt
Organism: Geodia barretti
Lineage: Eukaryota; Metazoa; Porifera; Demospongiae; Tetractinellida; Geodiidae
Source: the annotation of a GenBank genome assembly
CAGUGUUGUCCUGCAUUACUCGGUAAGAACCACUAAAUGUCUAAGAUAGGGCUGUGCAUAAAAUUACAGCAUGAUAAAAAGCGCCAAACGCGUACAGAUAAUGUUUUAGCUACCUCUAAUUGUUUGUCACAGAGCAAAAUGGCUAGCAGCAGAGCACCUUACGAAGAAGUAAAGAAACUGGGAGUAGGAUCGUACGGUGAAGUCUACUUGAUCAAGUACCACAAGAAAGAGUAUGCCGCCAAGGUCCUCCACCGACUUCUGUUUGACCCACACGAUCCGGGAACGGCGACCUACGCCGACAAGUUCAGGGCAGAGUGCGAGCGCCUAAAAUCCCUAAGUCACGAUUGCGUCGUAAAGUACGUCCAAACAAUCAUCCGCUCCGACACGAAUUUUCCCGUUCUUAUCAUGGAACUGUGCGGUGAAAGCCUGACAACGUUCCUCGAGCAUUCCCCGACGAAGCCCCUUCCUUAUCACGUAGAGCUCAACAUCAGUAUCGACGUGGGCCGUGCUCUCGAGUAUUUGCACGAGAAUUCCGUCAUCCACCGCGACCUCUCGUCAAACAACGUUUUGAUGGUGGCUGGAAAUAGGGUAAAGGUUUCCGACUUUGGGAUGUCCAAGCUGGAUUCAGUCAACCCCAACCGUUCCCUUACCAUAUGCCCAGGAAACGUCAAUUACAUGUCCCCGCAGACAUUCAGUAACCCUCCCCAAUACACGACAAAGCUGGACAUCUUUUUCUUUGGUGUUCUCUCGGUACAAAUUGUGACGAGGCAGGAACCAAACCCCACGGAUCGACACCAACCAAUCCCUCACCAGAGCCCCGGUGUCUGCAGAGAAGUCCCUGAAGUAGAACGACGUGCUGCGCAAUUGGAGACGAUUGCCGAUGAUCACCCUCUGAAACCAGUUAGCCUCAAGUGCCUCACCGAUGAGGAAGAAGGUCGACCAACAGCAGCAAGUUUGGUGCAGACGCUGAAAAGUCUUCGUGGGGAGGAAAAGUACACACAGAGCUACGAGAAGGAGCUGCAUCGUAGUCACGCACACAAGGAGCGGGAGAGGGAGAAAAGGAUGGAGAAGAGUCAUCGCUCGAGGCAUCGCUCCAGGAGGCACCCGAGAGUGCAGUUGUUGCCCAACGAGAUAAAACUGAAGCUGCUAGUGGUGGGCCAGUCAGGAGUGGGGAAGACAUGUGCUCUGAGAGUCUACAACGGAGAAGAAUUUGCCUGUCAGGAGUGCACAGUUGGUAUCGAUUUCUGUACAAAGACUGUCCAACAAAACAAUCACCAUAUUACAUUGGACAUAUGGGAUAGUGCUGGACAGGAGAAGUACAAUGCAUUGACAAAGGCAUACUUUCGAGGAGCUCAGGUAUCUGAAAAUUUAAUCACUAUAAUAAUUAUGCACUUUUAGAGAGUGUUUUGGGAAUUGGGAAUUGGGGGGCUAUGCAAGCAGCAAUCCAUAGCCAAAUUCUUUGUUUAUCCGUUUGGUGAGCAAGAUCUAUAUAUAUAUAGCUACUUAUUGUCAGUAGCUAGCUAAGAUGUUACUAUACUUACCAAAUAAAGGGUGUCCUGGUGAUGUAUGAUGUAACUCAUCGUGAGUCUUACAAAGUAGCUUCUGACUGGAUCAAGGCAACAAACAUGGUGAGUAGUCAGAGUGAUAACGCAGGUUUCUAUCGAGCUAUUUCAAUACAUAACAGUGGCCUUAUAUUACAGCUGUAUCAGGCCACUGUCCCAUUGAAUGUAGGAGAUGCAGAGAUGUUGUUGGUAGGAAACAAGACUGAUCUCCAGGACAGAAGACAGGUCAGGGACAUGGACGGCAGGAACCUGGCCCAGGAACACAAUAUUUCUUUCAUUGAAACCAGUGCUCUUAGAAAUGAAAAUAUUGAGGAGGCUUUUUCUAUGCUUGUCGGCAACAUCAUGACAAAACAGCCACAUACAAUGAGAGCAACCAGUCCCUCUAUAACACUAGAUAUAGACGAAGAUGAGGAUGAAGAAAGGGAAAAGAGAUCCUGCUGCUUAGGACGUAGACAUUAGCAUACCAUUAUUAUCGAACAGCCACAUACAAUGAGAGCAACCAGUCCCUCUAUAACACUAGAUAUAGACGAAGAUGAGGAUGAAGAAAGGGAAAAGAGAUCCUGCUGCUUAGGACGUAGCUAGACAUUAGCAUGCCAUUAUUAUCGACUCUCUUUUUAGAUCUUGUCACCCAUUGCAAAUUUUUAAGUGUGUGCACACAGUUGAGU